AUGACAAGAGAACUUGAUCGUCUCGGCGUGCACCACCACCCAUCGACUUCCGCAUCUGCCUCGGCGACAUCGGCAUCUGCUUCUGGCACUACUCUGACUCCAACCAUACCGGAACUAAAACCAUCGCCUUCUUUGAGCUCCAGCACGAAUGUUCCCGUUGAUACUCCAUGGGCCAUCCUACACGUGCAUGUGCUUCCCCUAUUUAAUGGAGAACCUCUCAAAAUACCUAUCGAGGACUUGAAUGCCCACGUACGGGAGCAUAUUCAGACUGUCGUCUCGGUAGGCGUUCCGGCGCUGGCUAGCUUGGAGUCAUCUCUGGUGGACUUAAUCAGCAGAGGAAUGCAAAACCUGAAUGCGAAGCUUUCUGGAAUCGAUGAUGAAAAGCUUAUAACACGAUUGGUCGAGAUCUGGAAUUUCUUCUGGGUCAAUGUACUUCCAUAUAUUGAAGGGGUAUGUUCAUUAUUUGUAACUGAGUAG
Molecule: messenger RNA, 477 nt
Organism: Cantharellus anzutake
Lineage: Eukaryota; Fungi; Basidiomycota; Agaricomycetes; Cantharellales; Hydnaceae
Product: HbrB-like-domain-containing protein
Exons: 2
Coding region: 1-477 (158 amino acids)
Biological process (GO): TORC2 signaling
Cellular component (GO): TORC2 complex
Source: RefSeq, a predicted model, not a curated record